Messenger RNA from Dendronephthya gigantea, 1524 nucleotides. RefSeq names its product mechanosensory protein 2-like. The record is from RefSeq and is a predicted model, not a curated record. Bases 109 to 948 code for a protein of 279 amino acids. Gene Ontology annotation, cellular component: plasma membrane. The transcript has 7 exons. NCBI's taxonomy places the organism in Eukaryota, Metazoa, Cnidaria, Anthozoa, Malacalcyonacea, Nephtheidae.
ACAUUUAAUACAUUUGCACAACAAAAACAUUUUGCUAUAAUUGCGCAGCAAAAUUUUUGUUUCUACCUUUUAAAACUGUCGCUCUUUUAGGAUAGAUUCCUACCAAAUAUGAGUUCGAAAAACCUGCACGGUAUCUCGUCAACCCAAGAUACAGAUGAUGAAGGCUGUUGUAGCAGUGUGUGUGCUGUCAUCUUGACUGUGUUAUCAUACAUUAUUGUGAUAUGUACGUUUCCUUUAUCACUCUUGUUCUGCCUCAAGAUUGUUCAAGAGUAUGAGAGAGCAGUCAUGUUUCGUCUGGGUCGUCUAUUGCCAGGUGGAGCUAAAGGGCCAGGUUUGUUUUUCAUCCUACCAUGUAUUGAUUCUUAUCAAAAAGUUGAUCUACGUGUGGUGUCCUUUGAUGUCCCACCACAAGAGAUUCUCACCAAAGACAGUGUGACAGUUGCAGUAGAUGCUGUUGUCUAUUAUAAGAUCUACAAUGCAACAAUGUCUGUCACGAAUGUGGAAAAUGCUAGCAACUCCACAAGAUUGUUGGCACAAACAACACUUCGUAAUGUUCUGGGUACCCGCAGCUUAAGUGAGAUCCUCUCAGAGAGAGAAACUAUCAGUCAUGCAAUCCAGACAAACUUGGAUGAGCCAACGGACCCAUGGGGUGUGAGAGUUGAGCGUGUUGAAGUUAAAGACGUGCGUCUGCCUCAAAACUUGCAAAGAGCCAUGGCAGCUGAAGCUGAGGCAGCAAGAGAAGCAAGAGCCAAGGUGAUUGCAGCGGAGGGUGAAAUGAACGCAUCACGUGCUCUCAAGGAAGCAGCAGAAGUGAUUGCAGAGUCACCACAAGCUUUGCAACUACGAUACUUGCAAACAUUGAGUGCCAUCUCAGCUGAGAAGAACUCCACUAUAAUCUUCCCAUUACCAAUCAGUAUGUUGAAUGCGUUGAAGAAUCAUGGUUCCUAAACACGUGGAUAAACUGACUUUUAUUUGCACCAUUUUUCGUCUAUAACUAUAUUAGAACUAUUGAUUAACUUGCACAUGAUUCACGUUAUGUUGUAGUGUGAACACACUUGAUUUUUAUUAGAGCUUGUUAGGCUCUAAGCUAUUAACAUAUAUUUACUCGUUCUUUCACACUAUAUGAUUUGUCAGAUCCGAAUCUCGUCUUGAUGUACACGUUAUUAAUGAUUUCCUGUCAACAGUAAGUCCAUUUAGCUGUAAAAAAUUACAUCCAUUACAAGAAUGGACAUUCAGAUCCGAACAAUCUCUCCGUAAGAACAUUACAGCAGGAUCUGUGAGCAAACGAAAUUAAUGCUUUAUAGUAAUCACACACUAAAUUAGCCAAUAUUUUAAGCUGAUGUUCAAGAUUGGUCAAGGAUAUAUUGAACGCAAUAUCUCUUGCAACUCCAAACUGUAUUCCUGAUUUAAAAACAAGUUUCAUUGUUUGUUAUAUGAUCUAACUAUUAUUAGUGAAUAAUUCACAAUGUAUGCUACCAUAAUCUGUAAUACAGACAUUCGGAUAAUAAAAUAUAAUCGUUUAAA